Messenger RNA from Balaenoptera musculus (blue whale), 552 nucleotides. Its product is annotated as oocyte-secreted protein 2-like. The record is from RefSeq and is a predicted model, not a curated record. The transcript has 4 exons. Lineage: Eukaryota; Metazoa; Chordata; Mammalia; Artiodactyla; Balaenopteridae. Bases 1 to 552 code for a protein of 183 amino acids.
AUGGCUUUAGAAAUCUUGAUUCUCCUUGCUGCCUUGAUUUGGCCCUGCGCUGAGAACAUCAACGUGAAAAUAAGUUGUUCUAUGGACUGGUUGAUGGUCUCUGUAAGCCCAUGUGCAUACAGCAGCAAUUUGUAUAUAUUUGCUGAUGAAUUAUAUCUGGGAUCGGGUUGCCCUGUGACUCGGAUACAAACAUAUGCCUAUGAUUUUAUAUACCCUGUGCAUGACUGUGGGAUCAGGACAAAGGUUGUUUCGGAGGAUACUCUCCUUUUUCAAACAGAGGUGUACUUUAACCCUAGGAAUAUACAUUGUGACCAUCAGAAAAUCCCUUUGGAAUGUUCUGCCCCUAGGAAAUCAGUGUGGCUUACACCAGUUUCUACAGAUAAUGAAAUAAAAUUGGAUCCCAGUCCCUUUAUUGCUGAUUUUGAGACAACACCAGAAGAGUUAGGAUUAUUAAAUUCUAGUCAAACUGACUCCAUACUUAAGGAGAAAUUGAAACUUGGAAAUUGGGCUCAUGAAUUUUGUUGGAAAAACAAUGCUUUUAUACAAAAAUAA